AUGUCGCACGAUAUGGAUGAAAACAGUCCACUUCUUGACCCUGAACGGGCCUCUGAUCGCAGGCUUAGUAAAUUGGUACAAAAAGACGAUGUGGCGAGUUCGAUGGUCAAGAGCCAUGUUAGUGUUGACGAACGGGCUAUGCCUGGUAGUACGAUAGGCGAGAGACUGGCCUAUAAUGACUAUACCACUAUAGACUGGUUGCAUGAUCUCGUAANNGUCAAAGACUCCUACCGUCUCCGCAACAUCCAUAGCAAAAAAGGCUUGACAGGAAAAGCACUCGCCCUCUUCGACUCGUCUUCGGGUUGGAUAGCGGCCGCAGUAAUCGGUGCUUUGACAGCUUGUGUAGCCUACCUCGUCGAUAUCGCCGCCGCAACAGUCAGUGAUUGGAAACUAGGCUAUUGCACUGCCAAUCCCUUUCUCACUCGCGAAGCCUGCUGUUCCUCUUCCACAUCAACUCCCGGGUCUAUAAUCGAAUGCACUGGUUUCAGAACCUGGAAUGAUGGAUACACUGCUGCUUUUGCGAUCUAUGUUGCUNUUGCUCUGCUGUUUGGUAUUGUUAGUGCUGGGGUUACUAUGUUGACCAAGAGCGAGUUGCCCUCUGCCAAUACGCCAGAUACUGAGGAUAAAGACGGCAUUACAGCAUCGGGGAAAAUAAUGUAUAUGGCUGCUGGCUCGGGUAUCCCAGAGAUCAAGACUAUACUCGGGNGUUUUGUGAUUCCGGAUUUCUUGUCUCUGAACGUGUUGGUGGUGAAAGCGGUGGGUGCUGUGUUUGCUGUUUCUACAGGUCUCGCACUUGGCAAGGAAGGACCGAUGGUCCAUAGCUCGACCUGCAUUGGGUAUCUCGUCGCCUCUCUGUUCCCCAAAUAUCGCGACAAUGGGCGCAAGAUGAGGGAGAUGCUGAGCGCAGCUUGUGCGGCUGGAUUGUCUGUGGCAUUCGGUGCACCCAUCGGCGGUGUAUUGUUCAGUUAUGAGGAGAUCAGUACCUAUUUUCCUAGAAAGGUGCUGUGGAGAGCCUUUCUCUGCAGUGCUGUUGCUGCCAUGGUGUUGAAGGAGCUCAAUCCUACAGGCACUGGGAAGCUGGUCUUGUUCGAGACCAACUAUGGGACAAGUUAUAGUNGCAGCAUUGCUGGAGGCAUAUUCGGCGGCAUCUUUUGCAACUUCAACUACCUCUGGAGCAAGAGCUUCCGCAAAUACGCCAUCAUCAAGAACCACCCAGUCUUCGAGGUCUUCUUGAUUGUCCUCGCCACAGCCCUCCUGCAAUAUCCUAACCCAUUAAUCCGAGAGCCCGGCGAUAUGGUAAUCAAGACCCUACUCGUGGAUUGCAAGGACGACAAUUCUGCAGACUCAUGGGUUUGUAAGAACGAAGCCCGUACUGAUGGUCGUUGGGAUUACGUGGGUUGGUUGAUUUAUGGCACGCUGGCCAAACUGGUGCUUACCAUCAUCACAUUCGGGAUCAAAGUACCCUCAGGGGUAAUCAUUCCUGCCCUCGAUGCUGGUGCAUUAUUUGGUCGCCUCAUAGGUCAGUACGUUGGUGGUAUUUCUCCUGGCAUAUUUGCCAUGGUUGGUGCGGCAGCAUUCCUGGCUGGAGUGAGCAGGAUGACAUUGUCUCUAUGCGUCAUCAUGUUCGAACUCACAGGCGAGUUGGACUAUGUGUUACCUCACAUGGUUGCAAUCCUGGUUGCCAAGUGGGUGGCCGAUACACUAGGCAAGGAGUCAGUCUACGAUCUCGCUCAGAACGUCUUGGGACAUCCAUUCUUGGACCUCGAUCAUAGUCUAGGAUACAUCCAGAUGGAAGAUGUUCUGGUCGAAGAGCUCGUCCCUCCAGAGCACACAAUGGAGCAGAUCACCAUUCAUGUGCCUGCGAGCAACAAAGUCAGGAGAGAAGUGUUGGAGGAGAAACUCGCCCAGCUCGAGAGCAGGGGUCUCCUAGAUGCUGGUCUUGUUCUCGUUCAGAACAAUCGAAUGCUGCAAGGAUAUUUGGCAGAGGGUGAACUCGGCUUUGGGCUCAGAGAGCUAGGAAGGUUGUACCCCAAAGAGACGGAAGUGCGACUUUUGGGCGACGCAGAAGAGGGAGAUUUUGACCUGUCGACUUUUGUAGAUCGUACUCCCAUGGUUGUCUGCGCAAAGGCACCAAUGGAGUAUGCGGUUGAGCUGUUUGGAAAACUAGGAUUGCGGCAUUUGAUGGUUACUGAAGAAGGCACUGGGAGAUUGGUAGGUGUGAUUAUCAAGAAGAGGUUGGUGGCAUAUUUGGACGGGCUGAAGCAUGGUUAG
Molecule: messenger RNA, 2271 nt
Organism: Aureobasidium vineae
Lineage: Eukaryota; Fungi; Ascomycota; Dothideomycetes; Dothideales; Saccotheciaceae
Source: the annotation of a GenBank genome assembly